AUGAGCUCACCAAGCACACAGCCCCCUGAGGCUGUCAUCUCCACUUUCUAUGACUACUAUGAUAACUACUACGAUGCUCCAAAGCCCUGCAGUAAGGAAAGCGUCAGGAGGUUCGCAGCCUCCUUCCUGCCUGCUCUCUACACCCUGGCGUUCCUGCUGGGGCUCCUGGGGAACAGCCUGGUCGUGGUGGUCCUCUUCAAGUACAAGCGGCUGAAGGGCAUGACGGACGUCUACCUGCUGAACCUUGCCAUCUCAGACCUGCUCUUCGUUCUGUCCUUGCCCUUCUGGUCUUACUUCAGCCUAGACCAGUGGGUUUUUGGAACUCCCUGGUGUAAGAUCAUUUCGUGGCUCUACCUGGUGGGGUUCUACAGUGGCAUCUUCUUCAUCAUGCUGAUGAGCAUAGACAGAUACCUGGCCAUCGUGCGGGCAGUGUUCUCCCUGAAAGCAAGGACUGCCUUCCACGGCCUCAUCACCAGCCUGGUGGUGUGGCUGGUGGCUCUCUCAGCCUCAGCUCCAGAGCUUGUGUUCAGAGAAGCUUUUCCUGAACAGAACUACACCACCUGCAAGCAGAUCUAUCCAGGCAAUUUCACAACGUGGAAACUCCUCUCCACGUUGGAAAUCAACAUCUUGGGGCUUCUCAUCCCUUCCAUAGUGAUGAUAUUUUGCUACUCUAUGAUCAUUAAAACAUUAGUUCACUGUCGAAAUGAGAAAAAGAAUAAGGCUGUGAGGAUGAUCUUUGCUGUCAUGGUUGUGUUCUUCUUCUUUUGGACUCCUUACAACAUUGUUCUUUUCCUACAACUGCUGGAGACGUUGGGAGUCCUUAGGGACUGCCAAACCAGCAGGAAUCUGGACUAUGCUUUCCAGGUAACAGAAAUCCUGGGCCUUUUCCACUGUUGCCUCAACCCAGUCAUCUACUUCUUCAUGGGGGAAAAGUUUAAGAAGUACCUGAAGAUGCUUUUCAAGAACUGGAGGCUACCUGGAGAAGCCUGCAAGCGCUGCGGUGCUCACAUCACUUACCACACCGAAUCUACCAGCUCCUUCCACACACAGUCCACAGGGGACCAAGACGCCCUGUAA
Molecule: messenger RNA, 1077 nt
Organism: Pogoniulus pusillus (Red-fronted tinkerbird)
Lineage: Eukaryota; Metazoa; Chordata; Aves; Piciformes; Lybiidae
Gene: CCR4
Product: C-C motif chemokine receptor 4
Exons: 1
Coding region: 1-1077 (358 amino acids)
Biological process (GO): positive regulation of cytosolic calcium ion concentration; G protein-coupled receptor signaling pathway; calcium-mediated signaling
Cellular component (GO): membrane; external side of plasma membrane
Molecular function (GO): C-C chemokine binding; C-C chemokine receptor activity
Source: RefSeq, a predicted model, not a curated record